This is a messenger RNA of Trematosphaeria pertusa, 2846 nucleotides long. RefSeq lists its product as uncharacterized. Gene Ontology annotation, molecular function: ABC-type transporter activity; ATP hydrolysis activity; ATP binding. The coding region runs from base 146 to 2638 and encodes 830 amino acids. Gene Ontology annotation, cellular component: membrane. Gene Ontology annotation, biological process: transmembrane transport. The record is from RefSeq and is a predicted model, not a curated record. The transcript has 2 exons. NCBI's taxonomy places the organism in Eukaryota, Fungi, Ascomycota, Dothideomycetes, Pleosporales, Trematosphaeriaceae.
GCUGUCCCUCUUGGCCGCCCUGACGUUUGUGGGCAACGCAGCCAUUGUGAUUGCGCACGCCCUCAUCAAGCGCAAGGAACACGUGUGGGCCGGCAAGCAGGUCGUGGUGCGUUGAAUUGCAAGGCCAAUUGCAUGCCCAAUACUAAUGCGCGCCUGCCAGAUCUACCUCGUCGGCUCCUUCUUCGUCUACUGCCUCUUCCUCAUCUCACUGCUCGACUCGAAGCCCUCGCCGACCGCCGCCCACCUCGCGACAUGGACUGUUGCUACAGUGCUCGAGGUCGUCCUCGUAGGCCUGUCCUUCGCUAUCUACUCGCAUGCACACAAGGAGCCCACCGCACACCCGGCCCCCGGACGCGGCCGCCUUCACCUAGGCAUGACCGACUGGGAUUCGGCCGAAGUGGCCAUGGACCUGCUGCGCAUCGUGCUCCUGCUCGCCCUGAUCGGAUUCUACCUCCUGUUCAUAACACUGCCGGCAUACCAGAAAAAGAAAGCACAAGAGGCGGGCACCUCAAGCGAGACCACCUCGCUACUGGCUAAUGGCGAGCGCGACGGCAGCCCGAGCGCGGAGAACGGUCACGCGAACGGCUCAUACGGUUCAGUCCACCCCGUCGGUGGCAAACACCAGCACGCGGAAGGUGCACCGCCCGCCUGGAGCAGACCGACUGGCGCACCGUCGCGCAGCUGGUGGGAGUACAUCAAGGGCUACCACGUCUUUUUCCCGUACCUUUGGCCCUCCAAGAAUCGCCGUCUGCAGGUAAUCGUAGUCAUCUGCUUCCUGCUCGUCCUCUGCCAGCGUGUUGUCAACGUCAUGGUUCCCAACCAGAUCGGCAUCAUCGUGAACACUCUUGCGCACAAGGACCGCGGCAAUCCGUGGGCCGCCAUCAUGACUUUCAUCUUCUUCCGCUUCAUCCAGGGCAACAAUGGCCUGCUUGGCGCGAUCCGAUCCACCCUCUGGAUCCCUGUCGGCCAGUAUUCGUACCGCGAACUGUCAGUUGCGGCAUUUGAACACGUGCAUGGUCUUAGCCUCGAUUUCCACCUCGGCAAGAAGACGGGCGAGGUCCUGUCAGCGCUUGGCAAGGGCAGCUCCAUCAAUACGUUUUUGGAGCAGGUGACCUUCCAAGUGGUUCCCAUGCUUGUCGAUCUUGCCGUUGCGAUCGGAUACUUUCUGAUCGAGUUCGACGCUUACUAUGCGCUUGUGAUCUCCGUCGUCACGUUCUGGUACAUCUAUCUGACUAUCCGCAUGGCCCAGUGGAGGGCCGAGAUUCGCCGCGAAAUGGUCAAUGCGGAUCGCGAAGAAGAUGCUGUCAAAAACGAUUCCAUGGUCUCCUAUGAGACGGUCAAGUAUUUCAACGCCGAAACGUACGAAUUUCAGCGCUACCGCAAUGCGGUGAACAAGUUUCAGAGCGCCGAGUACAAGGUUCUGUUUUCACUAAACCUUAUGAACGUCACGCAAAACAUGGUCUUCAUGCUAGGUCUCCUGGUCACUUGCUUCAUCGCCGCCUGGCAGGUCACCACAGGCCAGCAAGAGGUCGGCAAAUUUGCCACGCUGGUAAUAUACAUGGGCCAGCUGCAGAGUCCACUCAAUUUCUUCGGGACCUUCUACCGGAUGAUUCAGUCUGCGAUGAUCAACUCUGAGCGGAUGCUCGAGCUUUUCAAGGAGCAACCGACGGUGGUCGACAGCCCCAAUGCCAAGACGCUCCCCACCUGCCAGGGAGAUCUCCGGUUCAACGAUGUUCACUUCUCAUAUGACAACCGUAAACCCGCCCUUCAAGGCCUGGAUUUCCAUUGCGCGCCCGGUACGACAACGGCGUUCGUCGGAGAGUCGGGUGGUGGCAAGUCCACAGUAUUCCGCCUGCUGUAUCGUUUCUACAAUAUCAUGUCUGGUAGCAUCCAGAUUGAUGGCCACGACGUGGAGGACCUCACCAUUGAUUCUGUGCGCAGGCACAUUGGUGUUGUUCCUCAGGACACCGUUUUGUUCAACGAGUCGCUCAUGUAUAACCUCAAGUAUGCCAACCAGGACGCGACGGACGAGCAAGUAUACGCCGCAUGCCGUGCGGCGAGCAUCCACGACAAGAUCCUGACGUUUCCGGAUCAAUACGAGACAAAGGUUGGUGAGCGCGGCUUGCGCCUUUCGGGUGGUGAAAAGCAGCGCGUUGCUAUUGCUCGCACGAUUCUGAAAGAUCCGCGCAUUAUCAUGCUUGACGAGGCGACGGCUGCCCUUGACACCGAGACGGAACAGCAUAUCCAGGAAGCGUUCACCAAGCUGGCACAGGGCCGCACUAUGCUCAUCAUUGCCCAUCGGCUCAGCACCAUCACCCAUGCUGAUCAAAUACUGGUUCUGCACAAGGGUAAGGUUGCCGAGCGUGGUACGCACGAAGAGCUGCUCGAAAAGAACGGGCAUUAUGCGGCCAUGUGGAAAAAGCAGAUCCGAGCGCAAAGGGCUGCCGAGCAGGCCAAGCUGCUCAAGGACAAGGCCGACCGACUUCGAAGGGAGUCCAAGGACGGCAACAUCGGGCUGGACGAAGAGAGUAGCAGCAGCCACUCAAAUUCGUCAUCCGAUGACGAAAAGAUGAAGAAGACGAGGAGCAUGUCAAUAGUCGAGCGUCGCGACGAUGGUAAGCCGCCGGGACAUCCAUAAUCCGGGAGGCGUUAACCUAGACGCCAUACUGCACGCUGGUGUUGUUUUGGUGGCUGCAUCUCGACUGAUUCGGCAAAUGGUGCUCGUGUUCGCAUCAUUGAAGUUCGUCGAGCGUGGCCGACGAAGAGUUGAGCCAAGAAGGUAUGCAUUUCAUGCCCGGCGCAGCAAUGUGGAAAAUGUUUUCUCUUCACUGUCGCAAAAAAAGCUU